Messenger RNA from Venturia canescens, 1175 nucleotides. RefSeq names its product MICOS subunit 26/27 (gene Mic26-27). Gene Ontology annotation, cellular component: MICOS complex. Bases 177 to 953 code for a protein of 258 amino acids. The record is from RefSeq and is a predicted model, not a curated record. The transcript is spliced from 6 exons. NCBI's taxonomy places the organism in Eukaryota, Metazoa, Arthropoda, Insecta, Hymenoptera, Ichneumonidae. Gene Ontology annotation, biological process: cristae formation.
UCACUCUCGAAUUUUUUUCUCGCCGACGAACAACUUCUGCUAUUAUGUUUCAGUAUUUUAUAACGAACCGGACGACAAUAGUAUAAUUGCAUGAAAUAAAUAUCAUUCAUUCCUUAUUCCUGCAUUGUUUGGAAUUAUCCGUUUGAAACCUUGGUCUUUUUAAAAGACGAGCGAAAAUGCAGGGAGUGAAGCUUUUUAAGAAAUUCCUGAUGCCCUGUGGACUCUGUGCCGCUGUACCGGUGCUCAAACCUGCAUCGCCUGACAAAAAUUUCCCGUCGAAUGUCACUAAUGAAACCCAAGAACCAGUCCUCAUUCGGCCUUCUGAGUUACCAAUUUAUGUAGCUGAGGAAUCAUGUGUGAAGGCGAAGCCGUGUGAAAACCAAGUUUCAGCACCUUUCAUUGAAAAUGGCUUUGGCACCAUCCGCAAAGGUGUUCAAGGAUUGUUUUCUGAAUACUCAGCGGUUACGGAAGGUUUCAAUAACAAAAUUAGCACCGGAUACGAACACAGUUUAUUGAUGCUGGACUAUCUUCGAGAGGAAAGUAACAUGAUGCCUCGUUUAGGAGCUGUCGGCAUUGGUGGUUUGGCAGGUCUGAUAUUUAGUUUGAGAGGUGGAAAAUUCAAGCGAUUUAUAUACACUAGCACUGGAGCUCUAUCGGUAGCUGCUGUAUGUUAUCCGAAACAGGCUCAGGAGAGCUUCAGCCUAGUCAAGCAUUAUGCCAAUAUCGGCUACAAUUUCGUCUAUGGCGUGAAACCCGGUGACGCUAAUCAACUGGAAAUCAAAUGGCCUGAAAUGCCAAAAGUGGAGUUACCGAAGUCAACCUCAGAUUUCGCUGAACUUGCUAGCAGUUUUACUUCCGCCGUUGGUUCUUUACUCAGCAAAGCAACUGAUGCUCUGACCGACAACACCGAGAAAAAAGAACCUUCUACCGAGUCCAAACCUAAAGCGGAUUAAUUUGAAAAAUGAGCCAUACGACAUUUCCUCGAAAUUGAUAGUCAAAAAAAAAUGUACAGGAAGCAAAGAGAUUAAUAUGCGGCAAGUUUGGAUCGUUGCGAAUGUAGCUACUCAAUCAAGUUGUAUUAUAUGAAUACGUAAUUAAUAUCAGAGCUAUUUACAGACCAGGCGUGAAUACGAACGAAAAUAAAGUAUGUGCGAAAUUUUACUGCAGGCAGAUUA